Molecule: messenger RNA, 2447 nt
Organism: Cariama cristata (Red-legged seriema)
Lineage: Eukaryota; Metazoa; Chordata; Aves; Cariamiformes; Cariamidae
Gene: RXFP1
Product: relaxin/insulin-like family peptide receptor 1
Exons: 17
Coding region: 29-2233 (734 amino acids)
Biological process (GO): G protein-coupled receptor signaling pathway
Cellular component (GO): membrane
Molecular function (GO): G protein-coupled receptor activity; protein binding
Source: RefSeq, a predicted model, not a curated record
GGAAGAUCAUGUUUCUGGAGAUGGGGUCAUGUGCCCGCUGGGCUACUUUCCAUGUGGCAAUAUCACAAAGUGUUUGCCCCAACAACUUCACUGUAACGGUGAGGAUGACUGUGGGAAUCGGGCCGACGAAGACAACUGUGAAGACAACAACGGAUGGUCUCUGCAAUUUGAUAAACAUUAUACGAAGGACAAAUACAAUAAACUGAAGUCUCUGUAUGCAUUUCAGACGAAGACACCCAAGUGCUUGGCUGGUGCUGUGCCAGCAGCGUGUACCUGCCAAGGCCUGGAGAUCUGCUGCGACGCUGCCAAAUUGCGUGCUGUCCCGUCAGCCUCUUCAAACAUAACCGUAAUGUCUCUUCAGAGGAAUCUGCUAAGGAAACUUUCUGCUGACAAUUUCAAGAAAUACCAAGACCUUAAAAAUCUGUAUCUUCAGAAUAAUAAAAUCAGAGCUGUAUCUGAACGUGCUUUCAAAGGUUUAUACAACUUGACAAAACUAUACCUGAGUAACAACAAGAUAACCAGUUUGAAGCCUGGUGUCUUUGAAGAUCUCCACAGACUCGAAUGGCUGAUAAUUGAAAAUAAUAGGAUAAAUCGGAUCUCGCCAUUAACAUUUUACGGACUCAAAUCACUCAUUCUCCUAGAGAUGAUGAAUAAUUCUCUUGCUCGUUUGCCUGAUAAACCUCUGUGCCAAUAUAUGCCAAGACUCAACUGGCUAGACCUUGAAGGCAACCAUAUCCAUCAUGUAAGAAAUGCCACUUUCAUCUCCUGCAACACUCUAACCGUACUGGUGAUGAGACAAAAUAAAAUCAGCUCUUUAAAUGAAAACAGCUUUUCUUCUCUCCAGAUGUUAGAUGAAUUAGAUUUGGCUAGCAACAAGAUUGAAUCACUUCCUCCAUAUAUAUUUAAGGAUCUAAAGGAGCUUUCACAACUGAACCUUUCUUACAACCCCAUCAAGAAAAUACAAAUAGACCAGUUUGAUUUUCUAAUUAAACUCAAAUCCCUCUUGGAGGGCAUUGAAAUUGCAAACAUCCAGAGAAGAAUGUUCAAACCCCUGAGAAACCUCUCCCACAUAUAUUUUAAGAAAUUCCAGUAUUGUGGAUACGCCCCUCAUGUGCGCAGCUGUAAGCCCAAUACUGAUGGGAUUUCAUCCCUUGAGAAUCUUUUAGCUAGCAUCAUACAGAGAGUGUUUGUCUGGGUUGUAUCUGCCAUCACCUGCUUUGGAAACAUUUUUGUUAUCUGCAUGAGGCCUUACAUCAGAUCGGAGAAUAAGCUCCACGCCAUCUCAAUAAUGUCUCUCUGCUGUGCUGACUGUCUGAUGGGAAUAUAUCUAUUUGUGAUUGGAGCUUUUGAUCUUAAAUAUCGCGGAGAAUACAACAAGCACGCUCAGUUGUGGAUGGACAGUGUUCAUUGUCAACUGGUUGGAUCGCUGGCUAUUCUGUCUACAGAGGUGUCAGUCUUACUGUUGACUUACCUGACUUUGGAAAAAUACAUCUGCAUAGUUUAUCCUUUUAGGUGUUUGAAGCCCAGAAAAUGCAGGACUAUUUCCAUUUUGGUUCUUAUCUGGAUAAUUGGGUUUGCUGUUGCUUUUAUCCCUCUGAGCAAUAAGGAAUUUUUCAGGAACUACUAUGGCACCAACGGUGUCUGUUUUCCCCUUCAUUCAGAACAGUCAGAAAGUUCGGGAAGUCAGAUUUAUUCUGUUGUCAUUUUUUUAGGUGUAAACUUGGCAGCUUUUAUCAUCAUUGUGUUUUCCUAUGGGAGUAUGUUCUACAGUGUUCACCAAACAGCUAUUACGGCUACUGAAAUUCGGAAUCAUAUUAAAAAAGAGAUGAUCCUCGCUAAACGUUUUUUCUUCAUUGUAUUUACUGAUGCAUUAUGUUGGAUACCCAUUUUUGUUUUGAAACUGCUUUCUUUACUUCAAGUAGAAAUACCAGGUACCAUAACUUCUUGGGUGGUGAUUUUUAUACUGCCAAUAAACAGUGCUUUGAAUCCUCUUCUCUACACUUUGACUACGCGACCUUUCAAAGAAAUGAUCCAUCAGGUUUGGUAUAAUUACAAACAAAGAAGAUCCAAAAGAGAUAAAAGCAGUCGGAAAACAUACGGUCCAUCAUUCAUUUGGGUAGAGAUGUGGCCAAUGCACGAAAUUUCGUCGAAGGUAACGAAACCUGUGCUUUGUACAGACUCCUCUGAUGCUUCGAUGACUACACAGUCAACAAGACUAAAUUCAUACACGUAAUUACAUUUUGAACCUUCACGGUGACAUCUGCACUGUUAGCUUCACAUCUGUGGGCUUACUGCUUUACAGCAAGGAGGAAAAAUGGGGGAGGUAUGACACCUGGGCUCACGUUGAACCGAAGCAGGAAAAAGAGGGAGCAGUGUGUCUGUCUCUGGGUAAAAGCGACACAACAAUAAUUUUACCAUCUCGCAAUGGUACCUGACAUUUUGACAAC